This is a messenger RNA of Hemiscyllium ocellatum (epaulette shark), 3158 nucleotides long. RefSeq names its product ATM interactor (gene atmin). Gene Ontology annotation, cellular component: nucleus. Gene Ontology annotation, molecular function: DNA-binding transcription factor activity, RNA polymerase II-specific; transcription cis-regulatory region binding. Gene Ontology annotation, biological process: regulation of transcription by RNA polymerase II. The transcript has 4 exons. NCBI's taxonomy places the organism in Eukaryota, Metazoa, Chordata, Chondrichthyes, Orectolobiformes, Hemiscylliidae. The record is from RefSeq and is a predicted model, not a curated record. Bases 9 to 2414 code for a protein of 801 amino acids.
CUGGCAAGAUGGCGGCGCGUGUGGUGGGCGGGCGAGAGAAUGGGCAGCCGCCUCUCCCUCCACCGGGGAAUGGACGUGGGCCGGGGAAACCAACACCACCACCACCACCACCUCCUCAAGUGGUUAUUGCCGCCGUUGGUGGCCAGGCCUCGAGUUGCCAGAUGAUUAGGCCGUCAGUCAGUGAGCUGUGCCGGGAGGUGCGGACCAAUAUCCUGUGCACGGUGAAGGGCUGCGGCAAAAUCCUGCCGAACCCGCCGGCCCUCAGCAUGCACCUGGUCAAAUCACACAGGGUGCAGGACUGCAGCAUUAAUCCAACAAUUAAGAAGGAUUUGAAGUCAUCUGUUCAGAAACUGUAUUGCUGCCCUAUUGAAGGUUGUCCAAGAGGACCGAACAGACCGUUUACCCAGUUUGCCCUUGUUAAGCAGCACUUUAUGAAAAUUCAUGCUGAAAAGAAACAUAAGUGUGACAAAUGUAGUAACUCAUAUGGCACAGAAUGGGACUUGAAACGACAUGCUGAGGAUUGUGGGAGGAUCUUUCAGUGCACGUGUGGGUGUCCUUACGCCAGCAGACCAGCACUGCUGUCUCACAUUUACAGAACUGGACAUGAAAUCCCUGCUGAGCACCGGGAUCCACCACGGAAGAAGAGAAAAAAUGAGUGGCCAAAUCAGAAUUGCUUGAACCAGGUAGCAAAAGUAAAGCAGGAAAUCCAUGUGGUUCAAGAUCCAACAGAGAUGAACAAAAGAACCUGCAUCAAAAACUCCUGCAGCGAUGAUUGCAUUAAGCAGCCUCCUGCCAAACAAAUUCAGAAGUUGUUGUUACCAAAGCCCAGGGUUGCACUUGUUAAACUUCCUGUAAUGCACUUAACACAUUUACCAGUUAUUUUAUCUUCGGGCACAUCCAUGGAUAAUUCCGUCAAGUCCAUUGUUGUUGCUGUUGACGAUCAAGGAUCUAUUCUAGGCACAAUGCAUAUUUUGCCUCCUUCAGUGGAAACUGUGACACCGUCUAUGGAAGUGAAAGGGUUAAGUUUUAAAGGUGGUCUCCCCACCUCCAAGGUGACUAGCGUCAUGAUGGUUGAACCAGUCAGUACUGCAGUGCAAAUCAACAUGGAUUCAGGUUUUGUCAAUAACCAAGCUUUUCCUUCACUUGGAGACCUAAACACUAAAAACAAAUUUAACUCCACAAAUGUUCAGACAGAGGUUUCAUACCUUGCACAGAACACAGCACCAGAAUCUCUAGCUACAUGCUACUCGACAGAGAACACUGUGUCGGCUUGUGCACAGACUGACCUGAGUAUCAGCGCUCAAGUUUUGCUACCCGUAAGUGUCCAAACGCAAACUUUUGAACCAGACAUGAAAAUCACUACGUCAAUAAGUGCUCAGACAGAUUCGUUUGGUCAGACUUGUUUUCCGUUGUUUGGUGUUUCAAGGAAAACACAAACUAGUUUGGUGAAUUCUGCUCAUGAUGAAAGCUCUGCAGUUCAAGCACUUAUUAACACAAGUAAUCAUGAAGACAUUUUUGACCAUUCUUUAGUUUCCUCAUACAGUGUUUGUACACAGACUCAAACUAAUUUCCCUCUGGAUGCAGUAGGCAUGAACCAAAAGUUAUCUCAUGAUGAUCUCUUACAGAGCUCUAAAUCAGCUGUUGAUUUUCACAUUAACUCCACUUUACUUCAACAGAAUCCUAUGACUGACAAUCAAACUCAGACAAUUAACCUGUUUAAUGACCUGGAAAAUAUCCUGUCAGAAAGCAUAGCCAAUCAUUCAUUAGAAAAUCGUGGUCUUUUAUCCGAUGCCUCUGAGAGUAUGACAAGCAGCCAGGCACACAGCGCGGGUAUUGACUUUGAUAUUGAAUUUUUAUCUGCAAGCAACAUACAAACACAGACAGAAGAGAAUGAACUUGGUACUUUGCAAACAGAGUCUGCUUUGGAAUCUCUGGAUAUCGAGACUCAGACCGAUUUCUUGUUCUCAGACCAUCCUGCUCAAGCAUACAAUGGCAGGGGACAGUCCACUUAUUUAGGGCUAGAAAUGUUUGAUACGCAGACUCAGACAGACUUCAAUUUCUUGAUAGAUAGCAGUACGCAUCUGCCUCUGGACAGUAUUUUGAAACAGUCCAGUUUGUCUUUAAGUGCAGAGUCCUCUGGUACCAAAACUCAGACUGAUGAUGUAUGUUAUAGAAAUAAUUUGAAUUGUGCCUCUGAAAGCCAAGUCCAGUUAAACUGCACUGAAACACAGACUACCUUUGAAAACUUCAGCAGUCUAUUCUUCACUAGCAAUGAAACACAGACCGUAAUGGAUGACUUUCUGUUGGCAGAUAUGGCAUGGAACACAAUGGAAUCACAUUUCAGCUCAGUGGAAACACAAACAUGCGAUGAAAUAUUUUCCUUGUUUCGAAAUACUGAUAAAAACAGUGACUGAAUUGUACAGCUAUAAAGCAGCAUUGAUCUCUAGAUUGGUGCCCUAGAAAGUGGCAACAUCUCAUGUUGAAGUGUGGUGUUACGUUACUGUGCACCUCUUUGGGCAGCUGUGUAUGGGGCUGAGAGGAAAAUGGCAGAGAAGUUUUAAACUGAUCUGAAGUCUUUCUCUUUGGGUGUCUGGAUACCCUUUUCUUGGGUUGAAAAGCACUAAUAAGUUUAGGCUUUACAAAUGCUGUUCAGUGAUUCAGCAUUCUUUAGUUUUUCUAAUCCAUGACCCCCAUCCAGUUUGACUUUUGCUUUCCCCCGAGACUUUCCUUCAAUGCACUGCUAGUGUGUAUACUCUGGAAUGUUUACAAAGCCAUGUCUUUCCAUGUUUACAAGUGAGGAAUUAGAUAUACCUUGCCAUUUCUGAUUUUCUUUUGUUAGUUUUCGGUCUCCUUUGUACCUUCCACCAUGAUAGUUGGCUUAUUUAUGGUUAGACAUAGACAAAAGAGAUCCCCUCGUGCUUUGUUCAAGAUGCAGUUAUUCACACAUGGCCCUCACUAGCUUAUCUAGAAAGUUCUUCAGCUAAAACCAAUAACUCUGGAUACAUUCUUAAAGGUUUCAACACCGCCUCCUGUUUCUGUAUCUCCUGUCCAUUCUAAAAGUAGGUUUUCACCAAUGUGAUAAAUGAAAAUAUUCAGUGAUCUUUAUUUUAAAUAUUUGUUUUUCAUGUCCCUGUGAGUUAAAUGAACUCCAGCUUAAA